Molecule: messenger RNA, 4234 nt
Organism: Chrysemys picta bellii (western painted turtle)
Lineage: Eukaryota; Metazoa; Chordata; Testudines; Emydidae
Source: RefSeq, a predicted model, not a curated record
GGUUGUGGGGGGCACUGGGGGGCCAUGUCUCUCUCUGUGCUGACAAUCCCCCUCCCCACAGUGCCGCGAUGCUGCUCGCCGGGUUGGCUGUGGUGCUGGCGCUGCUGUUCUGGGCCUGGCGCUGCCGCCCGGGGGGCGCGGGAUGCUGGGGGUCCCGGCGGCGGCCCUGGGGGCUCGUUCUCUGGCACUGGCUGGCACUGCGGGUGCUGGGCCGGGCCGUGGGCUGGCAGCGCCGGCACCUGGAGCAGGCGUCCAAGGACGUGCGGCGGAGCCAGGAGCGCCUCCUGCUGCGGCUGCUGGGGGGAGCCGGGGCCGCGGAGCCAGACUCGGCCGUGUUCCGGGCGCGUCGCCCCCUGGCAGAGCGCGGCUCCAACGGGGGCGAGACCCCUGCCCACCCGGCACUGCCGACGGGGGCCUGGGCUCUGCUUCGGAGCAGCUGCACCGCGGACUCCCCCCUGCAGGGGCCCGUGUUGUACCUGGACGUCCUGAGCAGAGUCUUCCCGGAGGCCCUGAGCCCGCAGGGCACUGCCCGCUUCUCCUGGGCCCGGGGAUGCUCCCUGCCGGCCGCAGCCUGGCCGCUGCCCACCCUGUACUGCACUCCGGAGGAGGCGGGCACGGUGCCCUCGCGCGCCGCGGCCCUGUAUGUGCAGCUGUUGUUUGCCCUGCGGGAGCGGGAGCUGCGGGCGCUGGAGGCCGGGCUGGUCUCGGAGCUGUACGAUGCCCUGGGCGUGCUGCGCGCCGGCUGGGAGGGCCUGGCGCAGGACCUGGCCUUGGGGAGGCUGAGUCCCCGGCUGGAGCUGCCUGAGGGGACCCGGCGCCGGCUGGAGCAGCUGCUGGCGCCCGACGCGGCGCGGGCGGCGGAGCUGAGGGCAGAGUGCGCCAGGGGCUGGGACGGCGUCGCCCGGCGCCUGUGGCCGCGGCUCCAGGUGGUGGUGGCGGCAGAGCCCAGUGGCGAGCAGCUCUACGGGGAGGCCCUGCGGGAGUCGGAGUGCCAGGGCCUCCCCUUCUACUGCCCCUUCUACGGCACCGCAGGAGCUCUGCUCGGGGUGAACCUGUGGCCGGAGCAGCCCGACUCCCGCUACCUGCUGUGCCCAGACUGGGCUUUCUGCGAGUUCCUGCCGGCGGGGACAGGCGCUGAGGGGCCCCCGGGGACCGUGCUGCUGGCGGACGUGCAGGCGGGCCCGGAGUACGAGCUGGUGCUGACGGCCCAGGCUGGAUUGUCCAGGUGCCGCGUCGGGGAGGUGCUGAAGGUGGCUGAAUUCCACAACCAGUGCCCCGUGGUGGGGCUCGUGCGCAGGCUGAGCCAGACCCUGAGCGUGCGUGGGGAAGGCGUCCCCGAGGAGCGCUUCUACCAGAGCCUGCGCCGCGCCGUGGCCAUGUGGCCGGGAGCCCGGCUGGUCGAUUACGUCUGCGCAGAGAGCAGCCUUCUGGGUGCCUCCUCCGGGGUCUGCGCCCCCCAUUACCAGGUGUUCGUGGAGCUGCGGGGCGUGCGUGAUCUGUCGGAGGUGCAGCGCUAUAAGCUGGAUCAGUGUCUCCAGGAGGAUUUUCCGGUCUACAAAACCUUCCGCUUAAAGGGCAGCAUUGGGCCGGUGCGGCUGCACUUGGUGGCGGCCGGGGCCUUCAGGGAGCUGCGGGAUGCUGCGGGCUCCCCGGGCCCCAUGGCCAGAGUCCUGAGGGAGAAGCGUCUGCUGCACUUCAUCCAGAGAAGAGUCGUCUCGUGAGGCCGGCCAGCCCUGCGGUGCCGUUGGCCCAGCGUGCCCUCGCUCGGGCUCUGCUUGUGCUGCCGCUCGCAGGGGGGCAGGGAGGGUCCCUGGUGUGGGGCAGGAGGCUGGGGAGGUCCCGUGGGGCAGCUCCCUGUCUGGCAGAGACUGCCCGCAGAGCUGGGGGGAGGCAUGCACAGCGUUUCAUGGUGCUACCGCAGGCGGGGGGGCCCUGUUGGCGCGCUGCAUCCUGCGUGGCCUCCCCGUCACAGAGCGCGCUGUGGGGAGCCGCGGGCCCCCGCCUGCAGCCCAAGGGCACGGGGCAGAGUGGAGAAGUUGCCUGAUCCCACCCCUGAGACCUGCCAGCUCCCUGUGUUCGGGGCCCGACCUGCUGGCGAUGCUGCGCCAAGCAUGGCCCUGUCGGGGAGCGGCUCGUCCACCAGAUGGCGCCAGCGUCAAGUUCACCGCCCAGCUUGGCGCCAGGUGCUGGCUGUUUGGAGACCCAGCCCCUGGCGUGGGGAGAAGCAGGGCUGGCUGCCCUGUGCCCCCAGGUGGGGAAGGAGGUUUGCCCAGGGCAGGGGGUUGAAGAGGUUGAGGCGGCUGGUGAGAUCAGGGCUGAUCGCUAAAGGGCAGCAGCUGCCCCUUCCCCAGAGUCUGCGCUGCUGGCAGCGGGGCAGCGCAGGGCUGGUCUCCCCAUGGCACCGCUUGGGGGCUGCGGCUCAGAGGGGCCCGGAGCCUCUGGGGCAGAGCCAGGAAUUGAACCCCGGCGAAUGCUCCGACCAGUGCACCCUACUUCCUCCGUCAGCGGAGCAGCACGAGGGCUGGCUGGCUGCAGAGGAAGCUGGAGUCUCUCCUCUCCCGCGGCUGCGUGACUGUGAUCCUUCCUGACACAUUUAUUACCAGGCGUUCUGCUUGUGCCUUUUGCCCCAGGCUCUGCCUCUGCAGCACCCUGGGAAUGCAGCCACCUCUGGGGUGGAAGGUGGUGGCUGCAGAAGGGAGGCCAAAGACAUGGGGGAACCACCCCUUUAUCCUGGGGCCCACACGGCGCUGACAGGCCCUUGGUUUGCAGGGCUGGGAACCAAAUCGCUCUGCUGCGUGGAGCUGAGCUGGGGCUGCUGGGAGCUGCAGGGCAGGUAUGGAUGUCGCACCUGGUGCUUACUAACCUGCCCCCUGGCUUGAAGCUCCCGGCUAUGGUGUCCUACAUUGUGCCAGCAUCCUGGGGCACGGCGCGUGGGAUCUGCUCCUGCGCUUGUGCGGCCCUGCGGGGCAGGGGCAGGGGCAGGGGCUGGCGCUUGGGAGGCCGAGAUCGCCGGCAGCCCGUAAGCUGCUCUGCAGCACGUGCCUCCGGUUUAUGAAACAAUGGGCGGGGGGGGGGCUGCUUUUAAUGUUUCAAAAAGCAAAAUAAAGCCGGAUUAUCUCUGAACAUAACCACCGGGCCCUGCGCUGUGAUUGGGACUUUAAUCCCCAUUAAGAGAUUUCUAGCUCGAAGGCCGACUCUGGGCUUGAUUAACGAGUUCCCCUUGUAUCUGUUACGAGGCAGCCGCCCCAUGAAUAUUUCACCAGUUCGGCAUCUGUCGAGGGGGCCCUGGGACCGUCUGGCUGCCUGUGAGAUCCAAGCACAGCGGGCACAGGACCCGGCUCUUCCCAACAGCUUGUUACGGUUUUAUUCUGAAGGCAGCUGAGCUGUGAUGCGUAGGAAGCCUGCUGGGCGGACAGCUGGGCCUGGGGUCGGGAAAGCAAAGCCCCUGGCAGGAGGUCUUGCCUUAGGAAGACACACAAAGCAGCCCCCAGCGUGGCACUGAAAUUGCUCAUCAGCCUAGAAAAUGCGCUGGCAAAAGGCCCUGGCCCCCCCGCCCCGUCCAUGCUGGGCGAAAAGUUUCAACCAACGUUCUGGUUGCAAGUGGAGAAAAAAUGUUGGUGGGCUGGGGCAGGGAGAGGGGCCUGGAGCUCUGCUGGGAGCCGGCACGCCUGGCCUCGCGCCAGGGGCUCCCGCUCUGCGAAGCGCAGGGUGAAAGCCCCCUGGCUGGAUUCUGGGGGGCGGCUGGCUCCGUACAGCACCCCGUCAGGGCCUGCUGCGUGCCCAGCCAUCAGCCCGUGAGUUAAUGGGCCCGGUCCCUCCUGCAGGCUCCAUUCAAAUCCACCUUCUGCCACCCUCCCACCCUCCUCCGGGCUGCAUUAGGGGCAGCCGGCCUCUGCAGCGCAGACCCAGCCGCCCUCCUGCAGUACCUGGUGCCGAGUGAUGCUUUGCCACGGUCAGAGUACGCCUGGCCCGCUCCAAAGCACUCGCCGGUCCAGGGCCCCAGCCUGCUCCCUGGGCGGCUCAGGGCAGUCUGAGAUUAACUCUGCAGGGACCGGCACUGACCGCACAGUAACCUGGGCGGCACGUGGGAGCAGCGCGAGUGAUUUCAGCCCUGGCUUGGUGUGACGAACUGGGACUGUUCUUACUGUGGUGUGUGAAUGCUGACAGGGGAGUGUGACUAGGAUGGUCUGCAUCGGGGGAUGGGAGCCGGCCCAAGGGAACAUACCUGAGCUUG